Molecule: messenger RNA, 2052 nt
Organism: Pollicipes pollicipes
Lineage: Eukaryota; Metazoa; Arthropoda; Thecostraca; Pollicipedomorpha; Pollicipedidae
Gene: kz
Product: putative ATP-dependent RNA helicase kurz
Biological process (GO): maturation of SSU-rRNA from tricistronic rRNA transcript (SSU-rRNA, 5.8S rRNA, LSU-rRNA)
Cellular component (GO): nucleolus; intracellular anatomical structure
Molecular function (GO): helicase activity; RNA binding
Source: RefSeq, a predicted model, not a curated record
CUAUGCGAUCCAGCCGCCAGCCGAAGAGGGGGAGGACCUGCUGGAGGGCUCGGACGUCGACCCGGACGACUUGGAGGAGGAGGAUGACGAGGCGGAGCGGGCUGCCGCCGCCGCGCCCGGCGCCGCCCAUCAGCCUCUGUACGUGCUGCCACUGUACGCCAUGCUGUCGACCGAGCGGCAGGCGCAGGUGUUCCAGCCCCCGCCGGCGGGCACCCGACUGUGCGUGGUGGCCACCAACGUGGCUGAGACCUCGCUCACCAUCCCCGGCAUUAAGUACGUGGUCGACACGGGCAAGGUCAAGCAGAAACUCUACGAGAAGACCACGGGCGUGUCGGCCUUCCAGGUGAUGUGGGAGUCGCAGGCUGCGGCCAAUCAGCGGGCGGGCCGCGCCGGCCGCGUGGCGCCCGGCCACUGCUACCGGCUCUUCUCGUCGGCGCUCUUCAAUGACGAGAUGGAGCGGUUCGCGCGCCCCGAGAUCCAGCGCAAGCCCGUCGAGGACGUGCUGCUCCAGAUGAAGGCCAUGCACGUGGACCGCGUGACCAACUUCCCGUUCCCGACGCCGCCAGACGCGGCGCAGCUGCGGGCCGCCGAGGAGCGGCUCCUGCAGCUGGGCGCCCUGGAGAGGCCGGAGACGGACGCGGGCGGCGCUGCAGACGCAGAGACACACGUGACGCCGCUGGGCCGCGCCAUGUCCUGCUUCCCCGUGUCGGCUCGCUUCGCCAAGAUGCUGGUGCUCUCUGAGCAGCACGGUCUGCUGCCUUUCACCGUCUGCCUGGUGGCCGCGCUCACUGUGCAGGAGGUGCUGCUGGAGAACCCGCUGACCGCCGGCGACAGCGACAAGGCCAAACAGCUGUGGGGCGAGUGGAUGACGCUGCGCCGCUCGUGGGCCGGCACCGGUGACUCUCUGCUGCUGGGCGACUCCAUGGUGCUCAUCAGAGCCGUCGGCGCCGCCGAGUACAGCGGCUGUACCCCGGAGUUCUGCCAGCGGUACGGGCUGCGGCUCAAGGCCAUGAAGGAGAUCCGGAAGCUGCGCGUCCAGCUGACCAAUCAGAUCAACCUGGUGGUGCCGUCGGCGGCGGCGGCGGUGGACCCGCGCCAGCCGCCGCCCUCCGAGCCGCAGUGCCGCCUGCUGCGCCAGGUGCUGCUGGCCGGCCUGCCCGACCACGUGGCGCGCCGCGUCGAGCCGGACGAGAUCAAGAACGCCGAGGACCGGCCCAAGUGGAAGGGCGCCUACAGGUGUACGUCCAUCGAAGAACCGGUGUUCUUGCAUCGUGGCUCUGUUCUGAAGCGCGAAGCGCCACAGUUUGUCGUGUACCAGGAGAUCUACGAGACAAAUAAGCUCUACAUGAGGGGUGUAACCGCCAUCGAGCCCGAGUGGCUAGCCACGCUGUGCCCGGGCCAGUGCACGCUCAGCAAGCCGCUGCAGGAGCCGCCGCCCGACUACGACCCCGUGUCGGGCCGCGUGCGCUGCCACGUGAACGCCACGUUCGGUCGGGCGGUGUGGCCCCUACCGCCGGUCGAAGCCGAGUACCCGGCCGGCCUGGACCGGUACCGGCUGUUUGCCGUCCACCUGCUGCAGGGCCACGUGUGCCCGUCGCUGCUCGAGUUUGUCAAGGUGCUGCUGGCACCCCCGGCCACCAUGACAAAGAGUUGGGCCAGGCUGCACCCGCGCACUGACAGCUUCCUGAAGACACUGGUCGCAGAGACGUGCGACAACCGCGACCGCCUGCUCGAGGUGUGGCGGAGCAGGCCUCAGUAUCUGCUUUCUGCCUACAAGGAGUGGGUCCCAGAAGUCCUGCAUGAGAAGCUUGACAAGAUGUGGCCGCCAUGUGCGAAGUCUCCAGAGCUGUGAUGAUAAGGGGCUUUUGGCAAAUGUACGCCACAUUGCGAAGAAUGCUGGUGCAUGUUGUCUCUAUGAGAUAUCAUUGUUGAUCGGUGAGGAGGAGACAUUUCAUGAGAUGCUCCCAGCAACCAAUGCUAUAACGGUGGCGCAUGGUUUUCUGAGUGUUCUGCCGUGUCAUCUCAUUUUGUUAAAAUAGAGUUAACAAAAUA